Molecule: messenger RNA, 1043 nt
Organism: Antechinus flavipes (yellow-footed antechinus)
Lineage: Eukaryota; Metazoa; Chordata; Mammalia; Dasyuromorphia; Dasyuridae
Gene: TMEM126A
Product: transmembrane protein 126A
Exons: 8
Coding region: 347-973 (208 amino acids)
Biological process (GO): mitochondrial respiratory chain complex I assembly
Cellular component (GO): mitochondrion
Source: RefSeq, a predicted model, not a curated record
GUCGGCGCCCUGCGGCUGUGCGGAGGUCACGUGAAGGGCAAAUAUGGCGGCGCCCACAGGAUCCCCACCCACGUUGCGGUGAGCUUGAGCUGUAGUAGCGGCUGCUCCGCGACUUCUCCACCGCCGGAUCGGAGCACCAGUUUUACUCGGGCGUCAGACCCCUAAGUCUUUCCUGGUGAGACCCUUCAUGUGCUCAUCUCCUAUGAGUAGUGUCUCUUUAGUUAACUUCUUCACUUAGAUCGACACAAGUCCCGCAAGAGGAUUUGGCUCGUGAUGCAUUCAGACAGUAAAUUUCCCCGCCUCCUGAGGACAGCUUUAGCUGUGCACCCAAAAUUUUGGCCUCAAAAUGGAACAUAAUCAAGAGAAUACAGACAGAAGAUUAAGAAUCAAUGAAAUUAUAGCCAGAAAACUGAAACAACUUCCAGAAUCGGAUCAGAACUUACUUAUGACUGGAGCAGCAUAUGUUGGAGUAAAUGCAGCUUUUUGCGGCCUAACAGCAAAUAGUUUUUUCCGACGCAUCUUAAAUGUGACACAGGCUCGCAUAUCGUCAGCUUUACCAAUGGCUGUUCUCCCCUUUGUGUCAACCUACGUAAUUUACAAAACUGUUGUGAGUUUACCUUUGAGUUCAGGUGAAUUAAACUGUGAAGCCUGUACUGUAAUAAGAGGUGGAUUGGUUGGUCUGAUAAUCGGUGGUCUUCACCCUGUUCUUUUGGCUAUACCAAUAAAUGGUGCCCUAGCAGCCAGGUACAACUCAGCUCCACUACCAGAGAGAGGAAAUAUUUGGACCUACUGGAUCAGAGUCUCUCGACCUGUCUUUAGAAAAAUGGUCUUUCCCAUAAUGCUGCAGACUGCACUUGCAGCUUAUCUUGGAUCUAAACAGUUUGAAAUAGUCAUUAAAGCAUUUGAAUUACCUGAACCUGGCUUUCAAUUCGAGGAUAUUCAAAGUAAAUCAAGCACACAGCUAAAAGAAUAAAAUUAUGUAAAAAUAAGAAACUAACUCAACAAAUAUACAAAUAAAAUUGUACUUAUUGCAAUUUUACAAA